AAAAUAAUGAAGGUUGUCAAGGAGGUGGAAGCUCCAUCUGUCAAUGCCUUCAACUGGAAUUUACCCCAACCGGGUGCCACCGUAAAAGUCUAUGCCAGCGCCGUAGAUGGGCCCGAGUGUUUCUGGUGUCAACUAUCAACGGCAGAUAUGGACUCUCUAGCAUCACAAGUCCAAGAGGCCGGAGAAAAGUCUGUCAGAAGCAAUGAUUUUAUAGCUUCCCUUCGCGUUGGCAGUCCUUGCAAUGUCAUCUUCAGUGAGGAUAACAACUGGUACAGGGCCAUGGUUACCAAAAUGGAGUCUGAUGUGGUGACCGUGAGGUUUACCGACUACGGUAAUGAGGACUCUGUUGGGCAAGACCAAAUUCGGCAACUUCCUGAACCCUUAGUAAAAAUUUCUCCUCAAGCAUUUUCAUGCUGCUUGGCGGAUUUUGACAUGAAAGCAGAAACCUGGACCUCAGAAGGCAGAAACUACUUCUAUGAGAAAGUAAAUGAAGACAUGCUGGAAUUGACCAUUCAUGAAAUACAAGAACCAGACGAGAGCUAUAUACCGGUGGCACGUGUCACCAUUAAGUGUAAUGGGCUGGAUAUACGUGAGGACGUGAGACAGUUCCUGCAAGGAGUGAAGAGCGAGGGCUUAGAAGUGCCAGACGGGUCCAUAAACUUAACUCCUAUAGAUGAAAACCAGGCUGUGGAAACAGAUCAACCUCAAGUGUGUGAAGAGUUAUGUACCACAGAUGUAAGAGCGUAUGAGCCUGAAGAGAGUGCCCUAGAAGGCCAGUAUGAUGAAGACUGCCCCCUACAGGAAGAUGUGAUAGAAGAUCAAGCCUGUUCCCGUCUUAAUGAAGAGCAAGAAAGUGACACAGAUGGGGUUAAAGAAGCCGUGAACUUGCAUCAUAAAGCACAUAAUGGCCCGGCUGUGGAAGACUUGAGUCACGUAGCUUUAAAGGAUCAAGUUCCGCAAGAUGAAUUUGAGGCUACAGAAGAGAUUAAAAUAGCAAUUGUACCCGGAGUAUCUGAGGAUGUCCCAGAGUUUGAAGAGUUUGAGGAUUGCACAGAAGGCCCGUAUGAAGAGAACAAUGACCCGACAGAUGAUGUGUCUUCGAAUCAUCUUGAACAAGGGGGUUUGAUUGAAUCUGGUCGCCCUGAGACUGCAGCCCACCAGCAGUGCCCUGACCUGAUGUCCUCACGUCAUCAAGAACAUCUGUCCCGGGACACCUCUGCUUCUGUGGAAAGUCUGAUUAGUCAUUUCAAUGAUAAAUUGUUUCUACUAAAUGAAGAAAGAACGACACAUGACGCUGCAAAGAAAGAGGUUACAACAGAUAGUGAAGAGGCAAUUGUACCUGAAGCUGAGUCGGCAGAAGAGUUUGAGGAUUGCACAGAAGAUGGGACAAAGAAAGAAAAAGAAGAAAAUGAAGGUGUUGAUGUGCCUAGUGGAGACUAUGUGGAAAUUGAAGAUGCUCUGAGAAGUGAAUCUUUAGAAACUAGCCACUUUGCAGAAAGUGACGACCUGCACAAAGCUGAAGAGCCUCUCCCCAACAAAAUGUCCCAAGAAGACAAGAUAAUAGCAACCAUUAAAGUUGCUGAUGAAAUUGUACCUUCUGUGAUCAGUGAAGAUGUCCAUAAAAUAGAAAACAUUGUAAAAAAUGAAGACGUUGCGGCAAAUGACUCCAUGUUGGCUAUUGAAGGCAAUAAAGUAUAUAAUGAGGCCAUGGCUAGUGAAGAUGUUUUGGAUGAUGAUACUGUAGAUAACGUGGUGUCUGUAGAGCUUUUAUACAUUGAACCUGAGAAAGAUGAAGCCAACAAAGACGUGGAAAAAUAUGGCGGACUGGUUAUCAGUGAAGAUGAUCUGGUUCCUGGGGAUGCUAAGAUGCUUCUAGAAAGUAAGGCUGUGACAGAAGGUGAAGAGGUUAGUGAAGAUUGUAUGGACAUUGAGGAAAUAUGUGCAGAAGAUCUCAGUCUAAAGGAAGAGACAGUAACUGAGGUUACAACAGAGAGUGAAGAGGCAAUUGUACCUGAAGCUGAGUCUGCAGAAGAGUUUGAGGAUUGCACAGAAGAUGGGACAAAGCAAGAAAAAGAAGAAAAUGAAGGUGUUGAUGUGCCUAGUGGAGACUAUGUGGAAAUUGAAGAUGCUCUGAGAAGUGAAUCUUUAGAAACUAGCCACUUUGCAGAAAGUGACGACCUGCACAAAGCUGAAGAGCCUCUCCCCAACAAAAUGUCCCAAGAAGGCAAGAUAAUAGCAACCAUUAAAUUUGCUGAUGAAAUUGUACCUUCUGUGAUCAGUGAAGAUGUCCAUAAAAUAGAAAACAUUGUAAAAAAUGAAGAUGUUUCGGCAACUGACUCCAUGUUAGUUAUUGAAGGCAAUAAAGUAUAUGAUGAGGCCAUGGCUAGUGAAGAUGUUUUGGAUGAUGAUACUGUAGAUAACGUGGUGUCUGUAGAGCUUUUAUACAUUGAACCUGAGAAAGAUGAAGCCAACAAAGACGUGGAAAAAUAUGGUGGACUGGUUAUCAGUGAAGAUGAUCUGGUUCCUGGGGAUGCUAAGAUGCUUCUAGAAAGUAAGGCUGUGACAGAAGGUGAAGAGGUUAGUGAAGAUUGUAUGGACAUUGAGGAAAUAUGUGCAGAAAAUCUCAGUCUAAAGGAAGAGACAGUAACUGAUGAGACAAAGCGAGAAAAAGUAGAACAUGAAGGUGUUGAUGUGCCCGGUGAAGAAUAUUUGGAUAUUGAAAACGCUCUGGGAAGUGAAGCUAUAGAAACCAUCUUAGAAAGCGAUGACCUGCACAAAAAUGGGGGGCCUGCCCACAGCAUAAUGUCCCAAGAAGACAAGAAAAUAUUAACCAUUAAAGUUGCUGAUGAAAUUGUACCUUCUGUGAUCAAUGAAGAUGUCCAGAAAAUAGAAAACAUUGUCAAAAAUGAAGCUGUUGAGGCAACUGAUGCUAUCUUAGCUAUUGAAGGCAAUAAAGUAUAUGACAAGGCCAUGGCUAGAGAAGAUGUUUUGGAUGAUGAUACUGUAGAGAACGUGGUGUCUGCAGAGCUUUUAUACAUUGAACCUGAGAAAGAUGAAGCCAACAAAAAAGUGGAAAAAUAUGGUGGACUGGUUAUCAAUGAAGAUGAUCUGGUUCCUGGUGAUGCUAAGAUGCUUCUAGAAAGUAAGGCUGUGACAGAAGGUGAAGAUUGUAUGGACAUUGAGGCAAUAUGUGCAGAAGAUCUCAGUCUAAAGGAAGAGACAGUAACUGAUGGGACAAACCAAGAAAAAGUAGAACAUGUAGAUGUGCCCAGUGAAGACUAUGUAGAAAUUGAAAACGCUCUGAGAAGUGAAGCUUUAGAAACCAGCUUAGAAUUUGAUUACCUGCACAAAGAUGGAGGGCCUGCCCCAAGCAUAAUGUCCCAAGAAGACAAGAAUAUAUUAACCAUUAAAGUUGCUGAUGAAGACGUUGAGGCAACUGACUCCAUCUUAGCUAUUGAAGGCAAUAAAGUAUAUGAUGAGGCCAUGGCUAGUGAAGAUGUUUUGGAUGAUGAUACUGUAGAGAACGUGGUGUCUGCAGAGCUUUUAUGCAUUGAACCUGACAAAGAUGAAGCCAUCAAGGAUGUCGGACAUUAUGGUGGACUGGUUUUCAGUGAAGAUGAUCUGCUUCCUGAUGAUGUUAAGAUGCUUCUAGUAAGUAAGGCUGUGACAGAAGGUGAAGAGGUUAGUGAAGAUUGUAUGGACAUUGAGGCAAUAUGUGCAGAAGAUCUCAGUCUAAAGGAAGAGACAAUAACUGGUAAAGAAGCCAUUGAGCAUGUAAGGACCAUAACUAGUAAUGACUUUAUACAAAGUGAUUUAACCAGCUGUGACUUCACUGAGUGUGCAGAGGUGACAACUACACAUAUCGACCUUAGAUAUAUUGAAGAAGAAAUUCAAGAGGAUGAAGAAGUUGCGACUUUAGAAGGAGCUGUUGGAGGAGCUAGCUUAUGCUUUCAUAAGUUUGAGGCCAUUUUAGUUAAAGGUCCAUGGAUUGACUUAACUCAAAAAUGUGUAGCUUUUGCUGAAGAAAAACCAGUAGAUGAUAAACACACAGAUCUCAUGAACCUUAAUCAACCUGUAGCUGAUGGAGACCUGGAGACAAGGAACAAGGAACUGAAAGAAAAUAUGAAACUUGAAAAAAACGUAGACACCAAAGACAAGGAACUCAAGGACAGUGUGAACUGUGGACAAUCUGUAACUGAUGAUCUUGACCUUAAAGACAGCAAGUACUUGGAAGAACUUGUAGUUGGUGAGGUCCUGGAGGUGAAAGACAAUAUGAGCCAUGAAGAAUCUAUAGAAGGUCAAGAGAAGGACAGCAUGAACCAUGACGGAGCUGUAACUAAUGACAACAAGGAACUUAAAUAUAGUAUGAAGAGCGAAGAAGGUGUAGCCUGUGAAGAUGUAAAUAAGGCUUUGGCUUCUGAAGAAGUCUUCUGUGGAUUUCUAUCUGCAGACUUUAUUGACCUUAAAGAGCCUGAAAUCAUCCAAGGGUUUGUGGAAACUGUUAAAGCUGAUACCAGCCAGCAUGUGGAAGAUUUAGGGACUGUAACUAGCAAUGACUUUGUGGAAAGUAAGGGAGAUUUAACUGAGAGUAACAUUACUGAGUGUGGAGCGGGGACAACUACUGAUAUUGCUGAAAUUAUUAACAAGGAUGAAGAACUUGUAUCUACAGAAAGAGCCAUCAGAGAAAUUAGCUUAAGCUUUGAAGAGGUUAAGGCCACAGUUGUUGAAGGUCCAUUUGUUGAUUUAUGUCAAGAAUUCGUAGCUGGUGUAGGUGAAGAACCAGUAGAAAAUAAAGAUCUGGAAUUUAAAGAUACUAUGACGAGUGAAGAAGUUCUUGUCGAAGAAGACCUAGAAAUAGGAGCUUCAGCUUUUGAAGAAAACUUUUGGGAAUCUCUGUGUACAGGUGACAUCAGUGACAAUGAACUUGUUGAAGACUUCUCUGAAAACAGUCAGCAUUCUGUGGACUGUGUUAGAGGUGAAUGUGACCCAAGUGAAGACACCUUACCUGCAGAUGAUUCCAGCACAACACUGCCAGAAGAACAAGAACAAGCUCCAGCUGAGGUCAUGGCAGAGGACGUUUGGGAGUCAACCUCUGAGGAUGUGACUUCAGAAGGGCAAGGUAGCCAGUCGGGAAGUUUCACCUCAUACAGAGAGUCCCCAACGCUAAUAGCAAGCACUGAAAGUGAACUGAGCGAUCCACUGGAGGAGACGGACAGCGACAGUGAAGCUCCUGAAGCUCAGGACAGUGUGGAAACAAAACUGUCCCCUUAUGUUGGAAGGAAGAAAACGAGCCAAGCGCCAUGAGGGCCACAGUCACAUCAAACAGUUUGUCCUCCGAUUACUUUCAGAUAUUUCUCCUUAAUCAUGACUAAAUAUCUUUCUGGUUUGGAUAUAAGCCGCCGAGUCAUAUUUUAUAUGACAUACUUUUGUGGGUUUGUGUUAUAUGUAUUUAUGUUGAUUUCUGACCAGUUCUGUUAUCAGUCACCGGCUGAUGUUUGCAGGUAAAAUGCCUUAAAGAAAGUGGAAAUUUGAGGCUCUGUACAUUUAGUUUUGCAAACAAAUAAACUAUUAUUGCAGAAAAGUUUUGCUAUGUAUUUUAU
This is a messenger RNA of Hyla sarda, 5600 nucleotides long. RefSeq lists its product as uncharacterized. NCBI's taxonomy places the organism in Eukaryota, Metazoa, Chordata, Amphibia, Anura, Hylidae. The record is from RefSeq and is a predicted model, not a curated record. The transcript is spliced from 15 exons. Bases 7 to 5304 code for a protein of 1765 amino acids.